Molecule: messenger RNA, 1254 nt
Organism: Drosophila rhopaloa
Lineage: Eukaryota; Metazoa; Arthropoda; Insecta; Diptera; Drosophilidae
Gene: Or56a
Product: odorant receptor 56a
Exons: 6
Coding region: 1-1254 (417 amino acids)
Biological process (GO): sensory perception of smell; detection of chemical stimulus involved in sensory perception of smell
Cellular component (GO): plasma membrane
Molecular function (GO): olfactory receptor activity; odorant binding
Source: RefSeq, a predicted model, not a curated record
AUGUUCAGAGUUAAGGAUCUACGCCUCUCGCCGGAGACCUUCGACGAUCCCAUCUUUGCAUUCCAUCUUCGUUGCUUUCGAUGGUACGGGUAUGUGGCAUCCACGGAUCAACGGAGGCCUUGGUUUAGCCUCUGCCGUGGCAUAUUUUUCACCGCCUCCCUCUGGCUGGGUUGCGCUUUAAUGCUGGUCCGGGUUUUUCGGGGUUACGAGAACCUCAAUGAUGGGGCCACAAGUUGGGCCACUGCCGUCCAGUAUGUUGCGAUGUCCAUUGCCACUUUUAAUGCCUACGUGCAAAGGGGCAGAGUAGUUCAUCUUUUGCGAGUGGCCAACGCGGAUCUCCAGAACCUACUAUCCGAAGCUGAUGAUCGGGAGAUGGAACUGGUGGUUGAAACGCAGGUUUAUACGAGAAACAUCACCUUGGCCCUGUGGGUGCCUUCGAUAUUUGCUGGAUCGAUGGCCUAUUUGGACUGCAUCUACAGGACUUUCUUUCUACCGAAAUCGGUGUUCAAUGUUCCGGCGGUGCGACGAGGUGAAGAGCAACCCAUUCUGAUGUUCCAACUGUAUCCCUUUGGAGAGCUGAUCGACAAUUUCGUGAUCAGAUAUUUUGGAGCUUGGUACGUUCUGGCUCUCGGCAUCGGAGUCAUCCCAUUGUGGCAUACCUUUAUCACUUGCUUAAUGAAGUACGUAAACCUCAAGCUGCAGGUACUCAACAAGCGGGUUGAGGAGAUGGAUAUAACACGUCUUAAUCCAUAUUUGGAUAUAGAUCGUCUAUCUCCUUCUGAGCUAACCUACUGGAGAAUGCAACUCUUCAAGGAAUUCAUAGAGGAGCAGAUAAGGAUUCGGAAAUAUGUCAAGGAGCUACAGCAGCUGAUCUGCGUGCCAGUAAUGGCAGAUUUUAUUAUCUUUUCGAUUCCCAUGUGCUUUCUCUUUUUUGCAUUGGCCGUUGGCGUUCCCGGCAAGAUGGAUUACUUCUUCAUGUUUAUUUAUAUUUUUGUAAUGGCGGGUAUACUGUGGUUGUACCACUGGCAUGCCACAUUAAUUGUUGAAUGUCACGAUGAAUUGUCCAUUGCGUACUUUUCGUGUGGAUGGUACAACUUCGAAGUAUCUUUGCAACGGACGGUGCUCUUUGUGAUGAUGCAUGCCCAGCGGCCGAUGAAGAUGCGCGCUUUGCUGGUCGAACUGAAUCUGACCACUUUUAUAGACAUUAUGCGUGGGGCCUACAGCUACUUCAAUCUGCUGCGUAGCUCCCACUAG